UCCUUCCAAACAUCAAGGCGGCUGGCCAUGGCGUCCGGCGGCCUCGUCGUCGCCGCCACCGACCCCCUCCGCUCCUUCCUCUCCUCCGCCGCCGCCUCCCUGGACCUCCCCGCCGACCUCCGCGACCUCGCCUCCUCCCUCGCCUCCCAGUCCGCCGUCCCCUACCGCUCCCUCCGCGACAUCUGGUGCGCCGUCUCCCCCGACGCCCGCCCGCCCCUCCGCCGCCUCCUCGACGGCACCGACUUCCUGCUAACCAGCCCAAAACCACGCGAGAAGAGCGAUGAGCUCAAGGCGAGGCUGAGCAAGCUCAGGGAGAUGCAGGAGAGGAAGGAGUACGCCGAACUCGUCAGGGACGUCGCGCCGACAAAGGACAACCCCGAGCCCUUCUCCUCCUACAAGGAUCAGAUCGGAUUUGGUCUUCAUGUUGUUCUUAUAAUGUUCACGGGUUAUCUGGUUGGAUUUGUUGCUUUCAGAGCUCUGUUCAACAACAGUCCUGUAAUGAAUGCUGCUGGAGGCAUCUUAGGAUUAGUCGGUGGCAUGCUGAUGGAAACAGUUCUUUUCAUCAUCAGAUCAUCUAGUAAAGAAUUGGCCGCUUCUUCUGUUCCAAGACCAAAGAAAGUUCAGUAGACCUUUUGUUCUGGUUUCAAUAGUCGGUGAUGAAGAAGAUAUGACUGAAGUUUUUACCUUGAGAAAUUUUUGAACCAUACGUACCGAAGGAUGAGAAACAUAUUGUAAAUGUAGCUAAUCGGAAUAAGUGAUCUGAGGAGCUUAUAUCAAAAAUACUUAUUUGUGGAGACCUUCAGUUUAUCAUGAAGCUGUAAAUUUCUUCUAGUUUGGCAUCACGAUGAUGUUGUGAUCGAUGUUGUAUAGCAGUGCCAUAAUCGGUCUGAUCAGGAUAAUACUACUAUAUCAGACGGCUUGUCGAUCGUUUGUAAAGGUCCGUUCGUAUUGAUUGAGAUGGGGGUUUGGAUAUGGACAACUUUACUUGGACUUGAGAUGUAUGCAGACGGUAUAAUAAUAUCGCAUUGAGUCAGUGUUGGCCGGCCAGUCUCCCCUUAAACAUGAUGGUUGCAGCAAGAGUUGAAUACGGGUGAAGAAGGCACAUGUGGUUUGGUAAGGUGUACUCCAUCACAUUCAUAAUGCAUGGGCCGGCCGAUGGAUGGUCGGUCCAUUCGGAAAAUAUACUCCAUUAUAUACUACUCCUCCAUUUCGGGCUCUGUAGUCUAAA
Messenger RNA from Oryza brachyantha (malo sina), 1228 nucleotides. RefSeq lists its product as uncharacterized. Lineage: Eukaryota; Viridiplantae; Streptophyta; Magnoliopsida; Poales; Poaceae. The transcript has 4 exons. Gene Ontology annotation, biological process: vacuolar proton-transporting V-type ATPase complex assembly. Gene Ontology annotation, cellular component: endomembrane system. The coding region runs from base 28 to 627 and encodes 199 amino acids. The record is from RefSeq and is a predicted model, not a curated record.